This is a messenger RNA of Penicillium coprophilum, 1932 nucleotides long. RefSeq lists its product as uncharacterized. Bases 1 to 1932 code for a protein of 643 amino acids. Gene Ontology annotation, biological process: transmembrane transport. The transcript has 4 exons. Lineage: Eukaryota; Fungi; Ascomycota; Eurotiomycetes; Eurotiales; Aspergillaceae. Gene Ontology annotation, molecular function: transmembrane transporter activity. The record is from RefSeq and is a predicted model, not a curated record.
AUGAAGAAUCCAGUGAAACAAAUGCGACUCCCAGACCUUGAGGACAUCCUCGACUUCGUGAAAGAUGUCGCAGAGAUCUCCGGUAGAUGGGUCAACUGGCAAAUCAUCCGAAGCAAGCGACAUGUAUGGUGGGAGACUGAUCGGGAGGUGUUAUCGCGAUGGGCACAGUCAAUCAUCGAAACCGAAGAGCGCCUUCGCGAAAUCACUCAACACGAGUACUUCAUCAAAGAAUGUAUCCGGGAGAUCGAUGGUCGGUCCGAUGAAGCAGCCAAAACCAUACUGACGGAUAUGAUCGAAGAUAUGAUAUCCUUGGCUCACGAGUAUGCGCGCAUCGAGCGGAUCUAUGACACGAUGGUCGCUGGUUGCCCUGUCAGUCCUAUUAAGAGUGGAUAUCUGUGGAUUCGAAAGCAGCCGCAGUGGCAUCUUCAAAUUCACCAAUCCAGAGACCAAGUAGUCCUAUUUCCCACCCCAUCGGCCGACCCUAAUGAUCCCCUCAAUUGGUCAACAUCUCGCAAAGUCCUCAAUUUCACCCUAGUCAGCUUCUUCGUGCUAUGGACCUUUGUGCAACUCGAUGUCGGUUUCACAGCAUGGGGCCCAAUGCAAGAAGAGCUUGGUUUCUCACUUGAUAUACUGAACGCCGGAGCAGCCGUCAACUACGGCGGUCUCGCCGUAGGCUGCAUUUUCUUCAUGCCCUUAGUCCAUAAGUACGGCCGACGCCCAGUGUACAUAUUCAGCGUCGCUCUGCAAUUUGCAUCAUGUAUCUGGCAAGCUCAGACAUAUAUCAACGGAGAUCUAUUGGGUAGCAACCUGAUAUCCGGCAUCGGCGGCGCAAUCAGCGAGAUCAUUGUGCAGGUGACCAUUGCAGACUUGUUCUUCGUGCACCAGCACGCCACAAUGAACGGCUGGUAUGUUAUCGCCCAGAUGGCAGGGGCUUUUCUUGGUCCUGUAGCAUCGGGAUACAUUGUCGUUGCACAAGGGUGGAGAUGGAUGUGGUGGUGGUGUGUGAUUUUCUUCGGCGUCACACUACUCUGUGUUAUAUUCCUUUUCGAGGAAUCAAAAUAUGUCCCCGUUCUGAAUGGCCGCGACGUUGUUAAUGAUGCCCAAGUGAAUGGGGAACCGUCCGAGCCACGUAAGGAUGGGGACGUGAUGGAUACAAAGAGCGCCUGUGAGACGAUCGCUACCCGUGUACCUACCAACCCGGACAUCCAGUCGACUACCUAUUUCCAGCGGAUGGCCUUGUUGACCAUCACUGAUGAAUCGCUGUGGCCGCAUUUCUAUCAACCACUCGUGACGCUCUUCACCUUCCCGGCUGUUACGUAUGCGGCCAUCACCUACGGAUCUACGCUAAGCUGGUUCGCGAUCAUGACUUCGCUACAGGCUUCUUACAUGCUCGUACCUCCUUACAACUUUGAUGCUAUAGGAGUCGGACUCAUGAAUGUGGCUCCAUUUGUGGGCGCUAUGCUAGGUUUUCCCUUUGGUGGACAUUUGAGCGAUAAAUCGAUCUUAUGGUUAUCCAAGCGCAAUGGCGGCAUUUAUGAACCGGAGAUGCGUCUUUGGCUUGCUCUUCCGAUUGCCAUUGGAGCGCACUGGGCUAUUCUUGCUGUGGGAUUCGGAUUUUUCGGUUUUUCACUUGCCGCUGUUAGCGGUAUCACGCUUUCAUAUCUCAUGGAUUGCUAUCAAGACAUCAUUGGUGACGCAUUAGUCGGAGUGAUUUUCAUGCGAAACAUCUUCUCAGUGAUUGUACUGUUUGUGUUAACGCCUUGGGUGGACGCGAUGGGCAUGCGAGACUUGCAUAUUCUGGUUGCAGUUAUUGCCUUUGUCAUCCUGUUGAUCCCGAUCCCGCUUCUCAUCUGGGGCAAGAAGGCUAGAAUUGCCACUGCACCAAGUUAUAGGAGGAUGGCGGCAAAUCAGCUUAGCCAUCGGACUAUCUAG